Amphimedon queenslandica is the source of this 1782-nucleotide messenger RNA. RefSeq names its product cystathionine beta-synthase. Lineage: Eukaryota; Metazoa; Porifera; Demospongiae; Haplosclerida; Niphatidae. The record is from RefSeq and is a predicted model, not a curated record. The transcript is spliced from 16 exons. Gene Ontology annotation, molecular function: cystathionine beta-synthase activity. Gene Ontology annotation, cellular component: cytoplasm. Bases 112 to 1689 code for a protein of 525 amino acids.
UAACCUCAAACUACUUGGAGGUGUGUCUGCACAGCACCGCCUUCUCACUGCCCUUUUUUGUUAGUUCUUUGUAUUUCUGUUUCUCUUUUCUGGUAAAACCAUAGAUCAAACAUGGCCGAAGGUCGUAAGGGAAGUGAUUCUAGCAUGCCUGAUGAUUACAUACCUCCAAACACACCGCCCCAAUGUACCUGGAAGGCAGGGGCCAAGCAGGAAACCCCUCACCGUUGUAUCCCUGUGUAUCAGCCUGAUCGUAAAUCCACCUCUAUCCUUCCUACUGCAGUGGAGGCAGUUGGAGAUACUCCGAUGAUAAGAUUGGACAAGAUUGCUAAAAGCGAAGGCCUUGAAUGCGAACUUUUGGCUAAAUGUGAGUAUUUUAAUCCUGGUGGGUCGGUCAAGGAUAGAAUUGGCGUGAGGAUGAUUGAAGAGGCAGAGAAAGAUGGACUCCUUAAACCAGGUGACACCAUCAUUGAGCCUACUUCUGGUAACACAGGUAUUGGGUUAGCUCUGACAGCUGCUGUCAAAGGGUAUCGGUGUAUUGUUGUAAUGCCAGAGAAGAUGAGCAACGAGAAAGUUUAUGUACUGAAAGCACUUGGAGCCGAAAUAGUCCGCACUCCAACAACAGCUGCUUACAAUUCUGCUGAAUCACACAUUGGCGUUGCCUGGAGAUUAAAGAAAGAGAUACCCAAUUCACAUAUACUGGACCAGUAUCGCCACCGUGGUAAUCCUUUGGCUCAUUAUGACUGCACAGCUGAAGAGAUUAUAAGGCAGUGUAAUGGUCAGUUGGAUAUGGUUAUCAUUGGUGCCGGUACUGGAGGCACUGUUACAGGUAUUGGUAGGAAAAUGAAGGAAAAGAUGCCAAACGUUGAAGUCAUUGGUGUCGAUCCUAUUGGUUCUAUUUUGGCCGAACCUGAGGAACUCAAUGACACAACUGCCUCAACGUAUCAGGUUGAAGGCAUAGGGUAUGACUUUAUACCGACAGUUCUUGACAGAUCAGUAGUUGACAAAUGGUGUAAAACUGGUGAUGAAGAGAGCUUCAAAUAUGCCAGACAGCUCAUAAGGGAAGAAGGACUUCUUUGUGGUGGAUCCAGUGGUACUGCUGUUGCAGCUGCUGUUAAGGUGGCUAAGAAACUUAAGAAGGGACAGCGCUGUGUUGUUAUACUGCCAGACUCCAUUAGGAAUUAUAUGACUAAGUUUGUUAGUGAUGACUGGAUGGUUGAUCAUGGAUUUAUGGAGUCAGCAGUAGCAGAGGAAGACAAAUGGUGGUGGAACAAACCAGUCAGUGUACUAGAGCUAUUGACACCAGUAACAGUUCAGAGUGAUGUUACCUGUAGUGAUGCCAUUAAGACACUUGGAGCUGGACAAUUGGAUCAAGUACCAGUUGUUAACAAAGAUGGUGAUGUAAUUGGAGUGAUCACACUCACUAACUUGAGUUCUAAGAUGCUGAAAGGUUCUGUUAAAAAGAAUGACAGCGUCAUGAAAGCUCUCUACAAGCAAUUUGAAAUGAUGGAUGUCAUGACAACUACAUUGGGCAAUUUAUCAAGGAUCCUUAACCGUGAUCAUUUUGCUAUUUUAACGCGUACAGAACACCGCACUACUAGUGAAGGUGGAGUACAGAAGAAGCUACACAUUCAUGGGAUAGUCACUCGUAUUGACAUACUCACAUAUGUCACACAGAAUGAACCUCAAUGAGUUUGCUGACAUAAACUGGGGGAGGGAGCACUGGUUAUUAUAGUCUUCAUUUAAAUACAGUCAUUAAAUUUAUCAUUCAAAAAAUAAUAGUAA